Molecule: messenger RNA, 939 nt
Organism: Tupaia belangeri chinensis (Chinese tree shrew)
Lineage: Eukaryota; Metazoa; Chordata; Mammalia; Scandentia; Tupaiidae
Product: olfactory receptor 1F1-like
Exons: 2
Biological process (GO): G protein-coupled receptor signaling pathway
Cellular component (GO): membrane
Molecular function (GO): G protein-coupled receptor activity; olfactory receptor activity
Source: RefSeq, a predicted model, not a curated record
AUGAGCGGGACCAACCAGUCGCGCGUGUCCGAGUUCCUCCUCCUGGGCCUCUCCAGGCAGCCCCGGCAGCAGCAGCUGCUCUUCGUGCUCUUCCUGAGCAUGUACCUGGCCACGGUCCUGGGGAACCUGCUCAUCGUGCUGGCCAUCGCCACAGACUCCCGCCUGCACACCCCCAUGUACUUCUUCCUCAGCCACCUGUCCUUCGUGGAUGUCUGCUUCUCCUCCACCACUGUGCCCAAGAUGCUGGCCAGUCACGUGCUCGGGGCGCGGACCAUCUCCUUCCCCGGGUGUCUCACGCAGAUGUUCUUUGUCUUUGUGUUUGUGGACAUGGACAAUUUCCUCCUGGCUGUGAUGGCGUACGACCGCUUUGUUGCAGUCUGCCACCCCUUACAUUACACAACAAAGAUGACCCCUCGGCUCUGUGUCCUGCUGGUGGUGGGAUCGUGGGUUGUUGCCAUCCUGAAUGUCCUACUGCACACCCUGCUGAUGGCUCGACUCUCGUUCUGCAUGGACAACACCAUCCCCCACUUCUUCUGUGAUGUGACCCCCCUCCUGCAACUCUCCUGCUCGGACACACACCUCAACGAGAUGAUGAUUCUCACGGAGGGUGCCCUGGUCAUGAUCACCCCGUUUGUUUGCAUCCUGGUGUCCUACGUGCACAUCGCCCGUGCUGUCCUGUGAGUCCCAGCCACAGGGGGCAGGCGGAGGGCCUUCUCCACGUGUGGCUCCCACCUGGCAGUGGUCUCCCUGUUCUAUGGCACCAUCAUUGCUGUGUAUUUCAACCCUGCAUCCCCACACUCAUCUGAGAAGGACACCGCGGCUACCGUGCUGUACACGGUGGUGACCCCCAUGCUCAACCCGUUCAUCUACAGCCUGAGGAACAGGGACUUGAAAGGGGCUCUAAGAAAAGUGGUUGGCAGGAAGACGAACUCUUACUGA